Molecule: messenger RNA, 478 nt
Organism: Arvicanthis niloticus (Nile rat)
Lineage: Eukaryota; Metazoa; Chordata; Mammalia; Rodentia; Muridae
Gene: Elob
Product: elongin B
Biological process (GO): transcription elongation by RNA polymerase II
Cellular component (GO): elongin complex; VCB complex
Molecular function (GO): protein binding
Source: RefSeq, a predicted model, not a curated record
UUGGGCUGCUGGGAAGGGGCGGAGCGCGGCCGCGCCGGCGCGUCGAGCCAGAAGCAGCCGCCGGGAUGGACGUGUUUCUCAUGAUCCGGCGCCACAAGACCACCAUCUUCACGGACGCCAAGGAGUCGAGCACCGUGUUCGAACUGAAGCGCAUCGUCGAGGGCAUCCUCAAGCGGCCGCCAGAGGAGCAGCGACUGUACAAGGACGAUCAGCUCCUUGAUGAUGGAAAAACUCUGGGCGAAUGUGGCUUCACUAGUCAGACAGCACGGCCACAGGCCCCAGCCACAGUGGGCCUGGCCUUCCGAGCAGAUGACACCUUUGAAGCUCUGCGCAUCGAGCCCUUCUCCAGCCCUCCAGAGCUUCCAGAUGUGAUGAAGCCACAGGAUUCUGGAGGCAGUGCCAAUGAACAAGCUGUGCAGUGAGGCCCAGGCCUACCCCUAGAGACCCAUUCCCUCAAUAAAAAAGAUUUGGCUGUCUA